Messenger RNA from Glycine soja, 2122 nucleotides. RefSeq lists its product as uncharacterized. Lineage: Eukaryota; Viridiplantae; Streptophyta; Magnoliopsida; Fabales; Fabaceae. Bases 752 to 1687 code for a protein of 311 amino acids. The record is from RefSeq and is a predicted model, not a curated record. The transcript is spliced from 2 exons.
CCCAUAACCCUUUUUAACUAUUUUGAAGCAUCUGACGGUGGAGAAUUCAUCAAACAGUGUCACUGAUUACAACAAUAAUAUACGAGAGGCUCAUAGAUCUUCAUUUAAAUCCCCUCUUGACUCAUCAUGUGGUCCUCUACUCUAUAACCAAACCAGCAUGCCUACCCAGUAAGUACUAAUGGAAUUUUUGUUGGCUCUGCUGCUAACUACAGCACCUGAAACAGUGAAAUUUGAAAGCUCUCUUUCUUUAAAAAAGUCUUCUUUCUUUCUUUCUUUGUAGUACUAUGGAGACUAGAGAGAGAGAGGACUGAAGUUCUUGCCAGCCAGGCCUCAAUACAUUGUGUUCAGUUUUUCACCUCCUUUGUUUUCUGUUCCUUUUUCCUUCUGUUUCAUCAUCUUCAUGUUUCCACAGUAAUUCACCACAAAUCUUGCUUCUUCUUCUUCUCCUUCUUCUUCAUCUCCUACUCGAUUAUCUUCUUGAUGAAAAGCUUUCAGAAUUUAAUUUUCGGACUCAAUUUUCAGUUUCUAAAAAGCUCCUUAAUUUCUCUUCUUAUUCUUCUGAAGAACUGGUACUUGUUCAUGUUUAUGUCCUAGUUGUUAAAUUGCUAAAUUCCUCCCCUAGAAGUUUUAGUUUCUGGGUCUUAUUCUUCUCAUUUUUUCCAAGCAGAAAAAAAAGUCCUUUUUUUCUUCUUUGUUUUGAAAUCUGGGUGUUGUUGUGAAGAGUUGUUAUUAGUAGUGCUACUGCUGCAACAUGCCAGUGAUGGAUCUUUUUCAAAACCCAUCUUCUCUCAAAUCAAACAGAUCUGAAACAGCCAUGUGGAUUGCAAAGCUUGUGCUCAUGUCCAUGGGGGUUAUCUCCACUCUUGUUUUGUUGAAAGUGGCAAUAGUCCCAUAUACAUUCCACCUUCUUCUCUCAACUCUUCCUCAGUUUUGUGUCUCAGUUAGAAGCUGGCUAACACUCCCAUUCCUCUACAUCAUUGUCAACUUCAUCAUCAUCACCAUUGCAGCUUCCUCCAACUUCCCCCCCAAAACCUUCUCUGACUCACCAGCACCCUCUGAUCCUAAGCACACAACCACCGUCAUUUCAGACACUGCCAACCACCCAACUGAGUCAGAGAACCAAACCAAUGAACCUAAGGAAGAAGAAAAGGAGGUUGAAGAAGAAGAAGAACAACAACAACAACAACAAGAACUAGAACAAGAAGAGGUGGUUGAAGAAGAGCUAGAACAAGAAGAGGUGAUUGAAGAGUCUGGUUUGACCUAUGACAAAUUCAUGAUCCAACCUUCACUUGAAAGUUGCACCAAUGAUUAUGUCCUGCCGGAUUCAGAUGGUGAUGACACACUGGAAGCUACAUGGAGGGCUAUCAUGGAGGGACAAGGGAAAACAAUGAAACCACAGCUGAAGAAGAGUGACACAUGGGGUGCAAGGAUUGCCAAGGCAGAGCCAUUUCAUCGCAAUGGGGAGGGUGGUGGUGGUGAUGAUGACCCUGUGGCUUGGGCACAGAAGGAGCUCAAAAAGUCUGACACUUUCAAUGAUAGAGCCUCCUUGAGAAGGGACAAAUCCAUGAGUCCAGAGGAAUUGAAUCGCAGGGCAGAAGCCUUCAUUAAGAAGAUCAACAAUCAAAUGAAGCUGCAGAGGCUGGAGUCUUACCAGCGUUUCAGGGAAAUGGUAAACCGUGGUGUUUGAUGUGACCGAUUUCUCUUUUCACCAGUCACAGUGAAAAUUUAGCAAAAUGAUGAGAAUCUCUGGGAGUAUAUUAACCAUUUUGGAGGACUUGCUGUGUACAUAUUUUUGCUGCUGAGACUGUGUGAAGAGGCCAAGGCAAGUAUCAGACAUGGUGUACUUUUUUCCCUUGUCAAGUUUCUUGUGACAUAGUAGGCAUAAGUUAGUUUCUCCCCAAUCUGUUGUGCUCUUUCUUUGAUCAAGAUCUUUGCUCUACAUGCAUGCAUGUUCUACUAAACUAUUCAGAAGUCUAGUCUUUCUUAUAUUGCAUAAUGUUUGUAUUGAUUAUGUAGUUUGAACCCUAGAUAGCAUUAUGAGGGGAUUAUUUAAAUCGAAUGUAUAAUUUCUGCUAUUCUAUAUAUGCAGACCUAAUAAUUUACCAGUUAAUUGAGCUUUAAA